Tachysurus vachellii is the source of this 2495-nucleotide messenger RNA. RefSeq lists its product as uncharacterized. NCBI's taxonomy places the organism in Eukaryota, Metazoa, Chordata, Actinopteri, Siluriformes, Bagridae. Bases 228 to 1172 code for a protein of 314 amino acids. The record is from RefSeq and is a predicted model, not a curated record. The transcript has 7 exons.
AGUCAGCCAAACCCUCCUCCUCCUCCUCUUCCUCCUCCUUCUUCUCCUUCUCCUCUUUCUCCGCAGUCUCACACAGUGGAUCAGUGUUGAUCAUUUAGUCUAAUAGUAGAGCUGCUACUUUAGAAAUGUGACUCAGGUUGUGUGAACCUAGGAAAGUUUAUUGACUUUUUAAUCAGAGUUACUUGGACACACCAGAGCGCAGCUGGGCAGAUCGACACACUCAGAGGAUGGAGGACGGGUCUCCAGUUAAGUUAUCAGUGGCUGAACUGGCUGGAAAGUUCAAAAGUCCUCCACCGCCAGUGCCAAAGAUAGAUGAGAGAAAACGUGUUCAAAGGAGCCCUCCAUGUUCUCUGAAAUUACAUGACCAGAUGGAAAAUGCGAGUGAGACGGAGAAACUGGCUUGUACUCCUCAACCUCCACCCAAGGCCAAGCUGAAGCAUUCUCCCCUCAUUGAGAAACUGCAGGCCAGUCCCAUACUGUUACCCACUAUAUUGCUCAACUCAGCCAAAAAUCCAGAAGGGAAGCAACAGUCUGCAUUCUGUCUCAAUAAACCCUGCAGUCCCCAGAGUCCCACCCUGAGGCCCCCUCAGCAGCACGAUGCCAAUGAGGUGCCCAUCAGCUUCGAGCAACCAGCUGAGGGCACCACACUGCCCAGUUUUAACAAGAGUCGAAUCCGGCUGUCUUUCAAGCGGCGGCCACCCACCCGCCAGCACAGGAAGUCAGCUGAUGAAGAGCUGGUUCCAGACACACCUGAGGAAAACAGGUCUCUCUGUGAUCAACACGGUGGUGACAACACUCCAGACAAGAACGGCAAUACUAAGGAUGCAUCGAAUGUCCCACAGGAGGAGACACAUGAGAGCCAGGAAGACUCCACUCCUCCCAUCACUGUAAAAGACACAGAGCUGCAGGAAGAACAUGAUGAUGUGACCAAGCAAAAUGAGGGGAUUGAAGACAAUGAAGGGGAGAACAAGGAACAGAUAGCAGAGGAAAAGAGCUCAGGAAUUCCAGAGGCUUCAGAAGCUGUGGACAACCAACAAGAGGAAAAGGCACUUGAGGAACAUAGCACGGGGGAGAUGGGAGGAUCAAAGAAAGAAGAAGAAACUUUAAGAGACUCUACUGAGAAGAACAUGGAUGAAGAGGAUCAAGAUCAGGUUCAAGCUUCUGGAGACUAAACAAACAUGGACAAACAUAUAUGAAAGAUGGAGAGUAUAAUAGAGGACAUCUACCAGAGGAAGACCCCUUUCUAAAUGCAGAGACUUGUAUUUUAUAAUGCUGGACCUGGAUUUAUAUUUUCUGAUUUAUGCUCUAAGCCUUCACACUCAAAUCAACAAUGUAGCCACUACCACAGCUGUCAGCAAGCCUUGUAUGGUUACGCAUCUAACAGUGGCCUAGGAAUACUGCAGUGUGUAUUAAAUUAGGAAAGGAUAUAAACCUUUCCUGACCUUUUUCUUCUCUUUCUGGAUCAUGAUAUCAGUGUACACUUCAGAACCUCUCAUUGACUCUAAUAUUGUGUAACUGAAAAUGUAGUCUUUAAACUGUUAAUAGAAUGCAACUCCAUCAGAGUGGUGCAGAUACUGUUAAAGAGGAUGAUGUUACUAGCAGCUCUUACUAAACCUCAAAUACUAUGCAAAGUAUAUAAUGUGACAGAACAAAUUUUAACCUUUUUAAAAGUCUAAGCAUCAUUAACUAUGCAAAUGGUCCUUCAGGAAGCUUUGUUUUUAACCUCGUUCCCCCAGAUGAUAAUAUGCUGUAUAAGAAUGACUAUAGAGCUUUAUAUUGUAAUUUGUUUUGGGUUUGAAUUAUUUCUUUUUAUUAUUUUUAUGCAGUGGUUUGAUACCACCCAAAAGCUUUCAUCUAGCAGCCUAAAGUCUCACUUUCAAAAAAUAUUCAAGGUUUAUGUCCAUUCAAAAAUUAUGCACACCUACUGACCAAUCAGAUUUAAGAAUUCAAGAGCACUGGCGUAUUAAUUAAAAUGAACAAAUGCUUCUGAAAUGUUGUUACCAAAAUAGUCUACUUAAUACAUGUAAAUGGGUUAUUUGUAUUAUUGAUCUGCCAUGCAGAUGUAUCCCCAAGAAAAAUUUAUCCCUCUGCAGUGCCCACAGGGGGGCAGUCUAGCAUUUGUAAAACUCUUGAUAUUGAAUCGAAGCCAAUUAAAAAGUGCCCAUAGACAAGCUUGUAAGUAAUCAGUAUAACUCCACACCAUAAUUAAACACACUUUUUGGCCAAUUGUGUUUAACUUGCUAAUAAUAAUAAUAAUAAUAAUAAUAAUAAUAAUAAUAAUAAUAAUAAUAAUAAUAAUAAUAAUCAAUGGUUUUUAAGAGAGUUGACAGGAUUCUGUUUGAUGUAUGUAAAACCAUUUUAAAUCAUUAAAUUAGCCUUUUCAUACCUCACAUAUUUUCCCACAUGCUUCUAUGACCCACUCAUUUUCUUCCUUUUGCUUUCAAAAAUGAAAAAUUGCUUUCAUUUGUAAAAAUGAUCAUGUAGCAUCGUAGCAA